GACAGGAAACGGGACGCGAGGAACGCGCAGCAAUCUCCGUUCUCCGGGAGAGAGAAUGGGAGAGGAAACCGAAAUGUGUCAGUAGAAGACUUAGAAGGAUUGAAUCGGGCAAAUGAAUAAUUUGCUUUUUUAGUAUAUAUAUAUCGCGCUGUUUAGCACCAGUGACCUGGGAUAUUUACCUUUAACAUUACUCUUAAUAAUUAUCGGCUGUUUUCAUUGCAUAAAAGAAUUGCAGAGCUCUUCGCCGCUGGGCACAAGUUAACUUCAGUUUGGACAUUUUGAACUAAGUGAAAGAGAAAAAACACUAUACCAAAGCAGAUAUGGAGCAGGUAUCAGAUGAUGAGUUGGACCAUGCUGCUGAAGAAGACAGCGAUAAGGAGGACCAGGAUCUGGACAAGAUGUUUGGUGCCUGGUUGGGAGAACUGGACAAACUCACACAGAGUUUGGAUGAUGGGCGUCCUGAGAAAGUGCAGAAAGCUCCUCUCAGACAGGAAACAAACCUUGCCAAUUUCUCCUACCGUUUCUCUAUGUACAACAUCAACGAAGCCAUUAACCAAGGCGAGACAGUGGACCUGGAUGCCCUCAUGGCCGACCUGUGUUCAAUAGAACAAGAGCUCAGCACUAUCGGCAAACCCAUGAGCAAGCCCUCAGAUGGCAAAUCUAGACAAAGAGCCACAGGCCGCUCGGCCAGCACCAAACACACCGGAGGGGGCAGCAGCGGAGGAAGCACCAGCAGCAGCACCAGAGCUUCUCCGGCCUCCACCGUACGCGGUGGCAGCAGUCAGUCACGGCCCCUGGCCUCCAACUUCUCCCUGGAUGACAUCACUGCUCAGCUAGAAAAGGCAUCCCUGAGCAUGGACGAGGCGGCGAGGCAGACUUCUGAAUCAUCCUCAUCAUCUUCCUCCUCAUAUUCAUCUGCAACUCUCUCUCACCCGCCUUCUAACGCACAUCAUCGCCGCACAGGAUCGGUUGGGACGGUCAGUGACCAGGAAGUGCGCUCCAUCGGUCAUUCGUCCAGGUCAAGCGUCAACUCUGCCUCGGCAUCCAGCAUGGAUUCACUGGACAUUCGAGGGCAGGAGAAUGAGGCGCAGUCACAGAAUCAGAGCCAAAGCCAGACUAGCACAGAGCACUCGUAUCUGGACAGGGAGACCUCUCUGAUUCUGAAAAACAUUGCAGGAAAACCCUCUCACCUGCUGACCAAGGAGGAACAGGCUGCCAAAGCGAAGGCUGAGAAAAUCCGUGUGGCGCUAGAGAAAAUUAAAGAAGCCCAGGUUAAAAAGCUGGUGAUACGUGUUCAUAUGUCAGAUGAGAGCUCAAAGACCAUGAUGGUGGAUGAGAGGCAGACGGUCAGGCAGGUGCUGGACAGUCUGCUGGAUAAAUCUCACUGCGGUUACAGUCCGGACUGGGCCCUGGUUGAGACCAUCCCUGAGCUACAGAUGGAGAGAAUUUUUGAAGACCAUGAGAACCUGGUGGAGAACUUGCUCAACUGGACCAGAGACAGUCAAAACAAACUUAUGUUCAUUGAACGGAUUGAAAAGUAUGCACUUUUCAAAAAUCCACAGAACUAUUUACUUGGGAGGAAGGAGACCUCUGAGAUGGCAGACAGAAACAAGGAGGCAUUGCUGGAGGAAUGUUUUUGUGGAAGCUCAGUGUCUGUUCCUGAAAUUGAGGGAGUGUUGUGGUUGAAGGAGGAUGGCAAAAAGUCUUGGAAGAAGCGCUACUUUCUGCUGAGGGCAUCUGGCAUCUAUUUUGUGCCGAAGGGCAAAGCCAAGGCUUCAAGGGAUUUGGUGUGCUUCCUGCAGUUGGACCAUGUUAAUGUUUAUUAUGGUCAGGACUACCGGAGCAAGUACAAGGCCCCCACUGACUACUGCCUGGCCCUUAAGCACCCUCAGAUACAGAAGAAGUCACAGUAUAUCAAAUACCUGUGCUGUGAUGAUGUCAGAACUCUACACCAGUGGGUUAAUGGCAUUCGUAUUGCUAAGCAUGGGAAGCAAUUGUAUGUGAACUACCAGGAAGCCAUGAAGCGCACAGAAGCUGCCUAUGACUGGUCCUCUCUCUCCAGUACCAGCAUCAGGUCGGGAACAAGCUCAGUCAGUAUACCUGAAUCACAGUCAAACCACUCUAGCCAAGCAGACAGUGGUAUGUCAGAUGGUACUUCGUGCUCCCAUGCCCGUUCCCAGAGUGUAGUCAGUUCAAUCUUCUCUGAGGCCUGGAAGAGAGGGACGCAAAUAGAAGAGAGCACAAAGGCAAGGCCAGAAUCAGUGCGUUCUACCCAUUCAAGCCAUAGCAGCCAUUCUUCUCAUCAUGUGCCUCAACAGCAGCAUUCACACCCACAGCAACAGCCACAUCCAUAUUCAAUUCCACAGUCACAUGGAAGUGUCACCCAGUCACUGACACAGGCACAGAUACAGGCACAAGUACCACCCCAGGCAACUCCAGCCCCACCACCACCUCCUCCACCCCCUCCUCCUCCUAUUUCCAAUAUCCCCCACCAUGCCACACCUACAAUGUUCGCCAAAUACAGCACUAUCACUCGGCUGCAGAAUGCCACUCAGGCCACAAUUCACCACAAGCCUCAGCCUCAAGUCCAGCAGCAAGUGCCACCUGUCCCACUGGCCUCCAAAUCACAAUCAAACAAUAUUCCACCAGGGGCUACCAUCCCACCCCCUCCUCCUCCACCUCCACCUGCCACAAUGCCUCCACCUGGAUCAGCCAUGGCUGUUUUGAAACUUGGUCCUCCAGCCCCAGCAACAGUUCUUCAGUCCUCCCCUCCUCCUUCCCCCUCACCUCCACCACCCCCUCCUCCUCCACCUCCACCUGCCUCAAUGCCUCCACCUGGAUCAGCCAUGGCUGUUCUGAAGCUUGGUCCUCCAGCCCCAGCAACAGUUUUACAGUCCUCCCCUCCUCCUCCUCCCCCCUCACCUCCACCACGUCCUCCCAUAAUGCCCAUGCAGUCACAGCCUCUAGCGCCUCCACCUCCCAUACGCCCAAUGCAGUCACAGCCUUUACCACCUCCUCCUCCCAUAAGGCCAAUGCAGUCACAGCCUUUACCACCUCCUCCUCCCAUAAUGCCAAUGCAGUCACAGCCUUUACCACCUCCUCCUCCCAUAAUGCCCUUGCAGUCACAGCCUCUACCACCUCCACCUACCAUAAUGCCCAUGCAGUCACAGCCUGUACCACCUCCACCUCCCAUAAUGCCAAUGCAGUCACAGCCUUUACCACCUCCUCCUCCCAUAAUGCCAAUGCAGUCACAGCCUUUACCACCUCCUCCUCCCAUAAUGCCAAUGCAGUCACAGCCUUUACCACCUCCUCCACCCAUAAUGCCCGUGCAGUCACAGCCUUUACUGCCUCCUCCACCUCCCAUAAUGCCAAUGCAGUCACAGCCUUUACCACCUCCUCCUCCCAUAAUGCCAAUGCAGUCACAGCCUUUACCACCUCCUCCUCCCAUAAUGCCAAUGCAGUCACAGCCUUUACCACCUCCUCCUCCCAUAAUGCCAAUGCAGUCACAGCCUUUACCACCUCCUCCUCCCAUAAUGCCAAUGCAGUCACAGCCUUUACCACCUCCUCCACCCCCUCUUCAGGCUAAUGGCCUUCCCCCUCUUCCACCAUCCUCGACAAUACAGGCACCUUUCAUAACCAAUGGACUCAAGAAGAUCAGGAAGUCCCCUUCUGGCUCAUCUGCGGGUGUCAAGAAACCUCCACCGACACCUCAGUGCAACUCCAGUGCGAAGUACAAUGCCUCGGUGGAGUACCAGGAGUCCCGCAGGAACUUGGGGAGCAAGUUUAACCCUAGUUCAUCGUUGACAUUAAGCUCCAGUAGCUCACCCUCCAAAGAGCUUUCCACAGGUCCUCAGGCACCCCCCAAACCAGGAAAGCUCAAUCUGGCAAAUCUUCCUUUGGCUUUGCAGAACAAAUUUAAUCAGAACCGCCAAUCCACUGCAGACUUCCCAUCCCCUCCACCCCCAGAAAAUGACAUCUUCCCCCCUCCCCCACUGGAGUCUGACCUCCCUCCACCACCGCCCCUUCCAGGUGAUCCAAAUGGUUUGUCUCCGAAGGUGGCUGUGGUCAAUCCUCAGCCCCAGCCUGCUUGGGGCAAGAGUUCACUGAAAAAGACACAACCUCCAGCGUCAAUUCGCUGUAACAACACUAUUAGAGAGCCUCCACCACUCUCACCACCUGCCAUACAAGGGGGCCCUAUUCCCCCUUCUUCUCCUAAAGGCACCACGCAGCCAAACUUCUUGGAGGACCUUAACAAGACACUGAAACGCAAGUCCUCGCGAGUCUCUGGAGACAAAGUGGACCCUGUGGCCACAAUGGAUGACAUGGCUUUGCCACCACCUCCACCUGAGCUUCUGAAUGAUCAACAGAGACACAGUGGUAGUGGCUUCAUGUCCGGGAAUAUCUCAGGCUAUGCAACGCUACGGCGAGGGCCUCCUCCUGCCCCACCCAAGCGGGACCACAGCACCAAACUCACAAACUGAGAAAACUGCAACAUUUCCUGGACACUCUUGCUUGCUAUUUACAUUUCUCAUUGAAGCCAUCAUUUUGUUGGUAUGCUCAGCUUUUUCUGUACAAAACCGCUCAAGAAGUUUCAGCUUUACUGUGACUUUGUGACAGUGCAUCAGUUCCAGUUCCAAACAACUGAGUGAUUCCACUUCAACACCUUGGUACUGCAUGGAAGACAAAACUACAUUAAACUGUUAAUCUUAUUGAUUUUUGGGAAGGCAAACAUUUUGAACUUUGGGGUUGGGUGGGAUUUUACAUUUUGAUUUCAUAUUGUUUUUAUAUUAUCGAUUAUUUAAUAAUCUGAAGAGAUUGUUAUUUCAGACAGAAGUUUUUUAAAUGGUUGGAUGGUUAUUGAUGUUUGAGGAGUUUUAGAUGGGUAGGUUGAAUUAGGCAGUGUGUUUGGCUGGUAUAUUAGUUUGGCACAACUUUGACCAUUUAUGUGGCAGAUCCAGUGCUCAAUGGAUGCAUCUAGAACGGAUCUUGAUCACUAUUGCUCUUUGAGCCACUAAGUGCAUUUUAGUUGUAUUUGUCAAAACUGUAACAUGAAGGACUUGUUGUUCAGGGAGUUGCCCCAAUGUCUAGUUCUGUGAGACUGUGGAAUGUUUGCUUUUUUUUUUUGUAUUAGACCUGUUUAAA
Messenger RNA from Sinocyclocheilus anshuiensis, 5142 nucleotides. Its product is annotated as ras-associated and pleckstrin homology domains-containing protein 1-like. The record is from RefSeq and is a predicted model, not a curated record. The transcript has 17 exons. Gene Ontology annotation, cellular component: plasma membrane; cytosol. NCBI's taxonomy places the organism in Eukaryota, Metazoa, Chordata, Actinopteri, Cypriniformes, Cyprinidae. Gene Ontology annotation, biological process: signal transduction. The coding region runs from base 321 to 4481 and encodes 1386 amino acids.